Molecule: messenger RNA, 2557 nt
Organism: Sitophilus oryzae (rice weevil)
Lineage: Eukaryota; Metazoa; Arthropoda; Insecta; Coleoptera; Curculionidae
Product: palmitoyltransferase app
Exons: 10
Coding region: 263-1873 (536 amino acids)
Biological process (GO): protein targeting to membrane; peptidyl-L-cysteine S-palmitoylation
Cellular component (GO): endoplasmic reticulum; Golgi apparatus
Molecular function (GO): protein-cysteine S-palmitoyltransferase activity
Source: RefSeq, a predicted model, not a curated record
AAUGUCGGAAUGUUUUCUUAAUUUGUCAGUCAACAAUCUAUUUUGAUUAGAAUAGUGACGAAUUUCAAAAAAAGCACUGUGUUCCAAUUAAAAUCAAUUAUGAAGUAAAAUGUAUAAUUGUUUAUUAUUAGUAAUGUGCAAAUUAUGUAGGCUUAAAAGAAAAACUUACUGCAGAUAAAAUGCUAAGUUGAACAAUCAAAUUAAUUUUUAGUUUUUAUAUUUAGGUUUCUCUUAGUUAAAUUUUCUUUAAUUUACAAAAUUUAUGACUCUACUUCGUUCUAAUUUGCCUGAUUUAUGUCGUACGCAUGUAUCAGGUACGAAUAUGACCAUGGCACAAGAUCAUGUUACGAGAAAAUGGGAAAUCUUUCAAGGUAGAAACAAGUUUUAUUGUAGCGGCAGGUUUAUGACAGCUCCUAAUGCUGGGGUGUUUUUGUUGACUGUGUUUUUGAUUACAGGAACAUGUACUCUCUUUUUUAUAUUUGAUUGUAAAUACUUAGCUGAAAAUGUUACUGUUGCAAUACCAAUCAUUGGGGCAUUUUUAUUCUUGUUCACUAUGUCUUCCUUAUUAAGAACAAGCUUGUCCGAUCCUGGAAUUAUACCAAGAGCGACAUCUGAAGAAGCAGCUUAUGUUGAGAAACAAAUAGAGGUAACGAAUUCUGCCAAUAGCCCAACUUACAGACCACCACCAAGAACAAAAGAGGUUUUGAUUAAAGGACAAACAAUUAAAUUAAAGUAUUGUUUUACAUGUAAACUAUUUCGACCACCUAGAGCAUCACAUUGUAGUAUUUGUGAUAAUUGUGUCGACAGAUUUGACCAUCAUUGCCCAUGGGUAGGAAAUUGUGUUGGUAGAAGAAAUUAUCGGUUCUUUUAUAUGUUUAUUAUAUCCUUAGCAUUUCUAGCAGUUUUUAUAUUUGCCUGUGCUGUUGCUCAUCUCAUUUUAAUGACUAGGGAAGAUAAACAAUUUUUAGAAGCUGUAAAAGAAUCGCCCCCUAGUGUUAUUGUUGCUGUUAUAUGCUUCUUUAGUGUUUGGAGUAUUUUGGGUUUAGCAGGAUUUCAUACCUACUUGACUACUAGUAAUCAAACUACUAAUGAAGAUAUCAAGGGCUCAUUUACAGGAAAAAGGGGGCAAGAAAGUUUCAACCCCUAUUCUAGGGGCAAUGUAUGUUUAAAUUGUUUUCAUAUUUUAUGUGGACCAGUUACUCCAUCGCUGAUUGAUAGAAGAGGAAUAGUGACAGAAUGCUAUAGGUUAGAAAUAUGCCAGACAACUACUGAAGCCCCAGUGCCUCUAGCAAAUUAUGGUUUAAAGACCCAAAAUGGUCCAAACCAUAUAACAAUGAAUUCUACAGAACUGCCGGGGAUUUACCGUCAAACGACAGAAAUCACAGAAAGUAACGCGGGUAGCGUAACGCAUCUGGUUUCGAGCGAGCACCCCCUGGCUGUAGCCCCAGCACUUCAAAGACUGUCCGAAGACUCGUCCAGCCACUACAAAAGCCAACCUAGCCUUAAUCACUCCCCAGUUUACAACAACGUUCUCCCAACUGUUCAGAUCAUGAGUAAAUCGCGCAGUUACGCGGAAAAUAUGAACAACGUCGAACAAUCAAAGACCGCAGUGGAUGACGACCUCCAUUUAGAUCCCGUCAUACUUAGAGAAAGUCAUAUGUUGGCUCAGAUCAACGAAAAAGCCAAGUAUCCAGAGCUAAAAAUGGAUAACGACUUGACGGUUUCGGAGAAAGAGAACAACCUGAUGAGCGCUAGUAGACUGAAACUGUUGCAGGAUACGACGAUGAUCGAGAGCGCGUUGGAUCUUGAUUCGCUAGAAGAUUCGAGCGUGGGGGCCAAUAGCCAGGCAGGGUUGAUGAAAGUACUGGUUUAGCAGCUUUAUUAAGGAAGUAAGAAAUUUAUUAUUUUUUGAUACGCGUAUAAAAGAUAAAUGAAACGUUCAAGAGCUUUAAGCCCACAAAAAUUUAUACAUAAAUAUAUUAUAAGUAUAAAGUUCAGUUUAGCAACUAGGUCUUAUAAAUAUAGUGAUAAUAUUGAAAAUAUUUAUUUUUGUAUAGUAGAUUAAGAAGAAACAAAAUAGCGGUUGUAAAAGAGAGCGGGACUCGCGUUUUACAUAUUAAUAUUUAUUCCUUUACCGCAACCAUUCUCUAAUUUUAGCAUUUUUUGUAUAUAUAUAAAGAUAUUCUCUACCUAUGACAUAAUUAUGCUGUAAUAUUUGUCACAAAUUUACAAUAAGUAGUAAUGUCUAAGUUAUGUUAUAUGUUUAUAUUUAUUUUCAUAUUGCAGUUAGAAUUUAUUUUUUCGCAUAUUAUUUAUAAAAAUCAAAUUGUUUAAUUGAUCAAUUUUUACCGUCAAACAAUAUUUACGGUGUUGCGCAAUCUAUGUAGCAAUUAGUUGGUAUUUGUUCGCUAAGACAUAAAUUGGAUAAAAAGUAUUUUUACACUUUAAACCUUAAAAUGAAACUUAAUGCAGCUUUUGGCUUGUGAUCUUGGAAAUAAUUGAGCGUCCGGAUUGCACAACGACCUUGUGGCGCGUGGCCGCGGGCAGUCCAGUAGGC